Lytechinus pictus (painted urchin) is the source of this 13681-nucleotide messenger RNA. RefSeq lists its product as uncharacterized. Lineage: Eukaryota; Metazoa; Echinodermata; Echinoidea; Temnopleuroida; Toxopneustidae. The transcript has a single exon. The record is from RefSeq and is a predicted model, not a curated record. The coding region runs from base 926 to 2302 and encodes 458 amino acids.
UCAUUACUCAUGUGACAUACGUUCAUUUCAUUCGACACCAGCCAUCGGGAAAAGCUGAAAACUGCUCCAACGGUAACCAAGUUCACCGACAAUCGUCAGACUCGACAACACAUUAAUUGUUCUUGCAGGUUCUGUGAUUGUUCUUGGUGAAAUAAUUGAAGGGCUGAGGAUUGUGCAACAUCGCUGAUUUGAAGUCAGUGUUGAUUUUUCAUCGUGGAAGGAUACUGUGAGGGAGAAGGUUCCUAUGUUCUGGGAAAUCAUACUCUCGCUAAAAUUUGGAAUAAUCCAUCCUUGCCUGCUAUGCUAAUUACAAAUGGAAAGUGUAGAAGGUUAUUGGCUUCAUUAGAAUGCAACCGAUCAAGAGUGUUCCAAACUCCAAUCAACAUCUCAAUCGUGUGUCCGUAUCUGUUGGAGUAAUAGCGACAACAAAUUGAUUAGGAAGGGUGCAUAUAGCAUUCGUGGACGGGUGAUGCAGCGCCUUGUUGGCUUGUCACUGGUGGAAUACCAUAGUGUGGAGAAAAAAAUAGUCGGCUAUGUUAAUGGUGAUCAGAUAGCAUGUGACAGCUAAAUAGUCUCGCCGCAUGGAAUGUAAAUAUGGAGUAGAAAUUGCUUCACCGUCUGGCACUUUACUGCGUAGGCUCGUUCACUCCGUUCACCUUUAAGCAAUAUGGCAUAUGAAGGAGUUAUCCAAAUUAAACCUACCAAUAAUUCUCAUCUAAGCGUGCAAUAAUAUUUCCAACAACCAACAUAUUUGACAUCUGAUUCGUAUAAUUACGAAAGCUGCAAUGUCGGUUUAUCAAGAGUAAACAACAUUUCUUCUUUCACUAUUAUAGCGUAAACACACACUUGAUAUCUUACAGUGACAAGAUCCGAAGGGCUCAUCUCUUUCAUACGUCGUUUAAGUUUAUAAUGGGCUAACCUCGCAAUGCAUCUCUACCUACAGGGUGAAGAUGCAACUACUCUCUCCCUAGUACAACGCCCCUGGUUCCGAUAUGCCAGACCUCAUACCAAUAUGGACUCGAGCCGAUCGACGACGGCGGCCCAAGCCGCUGGAAGUAGCAGCAGUAGCAGCCCAUCUUCAGGUGCCCGAAGCCGACAUGGGGCGCGAGCCAGAAAUUCGUUUUCGUAUCAACCACCACAUAAGAGAGCACCGACGGAAAAAGUUGUUACAGCGCUCCUGAAUGGGGACUUGGACGCGCAUGCCAAAAAUUUCGCACGGCACCUUAGUGGAUCUCGUGGGGCAGAGGACCAAUCGCAACUGUGCUUGCUCUUGGACGCCUUAGACGUUCUCAGCUCACGCGAAAAACCUAUCUACUGUCAAUUGGUACAGAGGUUAGCUGAAGAAUUGCUAUUUGAAUGCAUUGAUUAUCUAUGCAGCACAAUUACGGGUGUCGGACGUGUGCACCUGGAUGUUAAACUUUAUAACGUUAUACGAUUGCUGUGGGUGUCAUGUCUGUAUGCACCCGCUCUUCAUCAUCUCGCGGGUUACUUCCGCGAGUUGCUUAUACCUUAUCAUGGAAUCCUGUUAGCAUGUUGCCGAUCCCUUCGCCGUUCCCUGAGUACAUGUAGUGACUCCUCGACGACUACUUCAGGAACGUACAGUCGUGAUUUAAACAGCGAUGGUGAUGCCCUUGUAAGUAAGGACAGCGUGAUGGGUGUGGCCAUAUGCACUCUUAGUGUUCUAUACAACAAUUUGAUGAUGGUCCACAAUCGAGACGUGAUGGAAUAUUGUUGCCAAAUGGGAAUCUUCGGCAUCAUCGUUUCACUUCUCAGGCGGACGCGUCAGGUCAUGGUUGGUGAAGCUUGUCUUCGGAUCCUUGACCUCGCCUGUGAGCACGGUGGCACUAUGGCACGGACACUACUUCGUGAUCACCAGGUCAUGCGCGAGGCGGCCAACCUUUGGCACUUCAUGCUUAGACACGACCUUGUCACAAAAUCGGGCUUCCAAAUCGCUGAACUCAUCGCUCGUCUCAGUGAGUAUCUUCGCCAUGGAAGCAAAGGUUACGCUGGAUCUAGUGGGUUUGCUGCUGCAGCUCCGAGCCAACACGGGUCUCAUUCAAAACCGGAGAAAGCGACAUUUCUUUAUCGAUGCUCGCAAAUAAAGAUGGUGCUAUGGUGUUCUUCGCCAAACUGUGCUCUCUCCGAAGAAUCCACAGGUCAAAAACUGAAGAUGUGUGCGCGCUGCCGAUUAAUGAUGUAUUGCAGUCAAGACUGCCAGUCUUACCACUGGACUAACGGACAUCGUGAACGAUGUGGAAGUCGAAAUCGUAAAAGUGCACGAGAGCAAGAAGACGUAUCGUAGCACUUCUACUUAAAUUACAAUCGUUUAUCACCAAUGUGUCGUGAGUUCUAUUUGUUAGUACCUUAUCCUUUCAACUGAUGAAUUAUCCGAUUUUUUUUACACCAAUAUGUUAUCACUGACUUCCAAAAUGAACAAGUUUGUGUAUGCAAUAGGAGUAGACUUCGUAUACAUUAGAUAACAUGUUACUUCUGUUGACGAAACAGUAUAACUUCCGUUCACAAUGUUACUUCCAUAUUCGAUAGAAUAGCAAUCCGUCUUAAGGGAUUUCUGUAUUCUACAUGCACGAACACGAUACUGAAAUGGAAUGGCAAAUGUGAACAAUUCAAGGAUAGGUUGCUGGUAUUCUUGUGGUUGAUCCGUCUCAAUACUUAAAUUGGUAAACGCGUUCGCACGAAGGAUACCUCAGUUUUCAACGUCCUAGACAUGUACUAACUUUAUGGCAAUGUUGAAUGGUGAGUGGCCGAAGAAACAAAUUCAGGCCCCAUUCGUAUCAUGAUUUGUUCGGAUACUAUCCACUGAACAAAAGCAGAACAAUGAUGAUAAUUUCGGGAAGACAAUUUUAGCCAAUGAAUAUAAAAUGGUCGCGUCAUUAUUCUACGAUGUGAUGAAGCUCUGAAUAUGACUGCUAGUAAAGUAUUUAUACUCAUAUCACUAUCAUUAGAAGUAUAUAUGAAGUUAUGAUUCAAUAUUAACCUUGAGAGUACAACAAUGACGUAUAAGCACAUAAUAAUCAUGUACAGAACAAUACCAAACAUCGUUUAAUCCAAGUUUUGUAGCGUUGGAAAGUCUUGCUUAUAGAAUGUUUAUACCAUGAUCUUUUCCUCACUGCAAGUGUCUUUCGUUUUUUGCGGAGCUUUGAACCAUUAACAAUUAAUCUAUCUAUUGCUGUGAAAAGUAAGAAUGUGGCUACUUAUAAAUAGGAAAAGGUGAAAGAAUUUGAAAAAAUAUAAAGGCUAGAGACUGAACCAAAAUUCAACUAAAUUUGAAUAAAUGCUCAUACCAUUUUCUUCAAACAAUGUUAUACAAAAAUAAAUACUAUGAAGAAUCUGGUAGAAGAUCAAAUGAAACAGCUUUCUUGAAUGUACUUAAAAGUCCGGUUUUCUAUAAAUCAUUUGAAUAUACAUAAAUGAAGGAAUACUUUGAAUGAAAAAGUAGAAAUAUUUUUUGUCCUGAAAGAUAAACGUAUAUUACCCUGGGAUGAUCGGAAGAAAAUUGGACUUUAUUCAUUAUGAAAGGAUAGUUUCGCCUUCAAACGACUAGAGCAUUUCAUUUCACAAAACAUUCACACAUCUAGCACAAGAACAACCCCUCCUUUGAAUUAUCUUUGAUUACAAACAAAAUGAAAGCAACCUCGCUCCAACAUUUUACAAACUCGUAGUUAGCAGGAAAAUCGUUGAAAGUGAGUAAAAAGAGAAAAUGCACACAAGUGCCUGGCAUGGAUUCUUCACUCUUAAUAUAGUUUUGAUAAUUUUUUAUUUGUGGAAGUCGGUUGCUUUUAGUAUUAAUAUUUUUUUUAGUUAUGUUCAUUAUUUCAUUUCAUAUACUUUAUUUUAAUCAAUUUAUUAUUCUAGAAUACAUUACUAAUACUCCUGUGGCAUAUUGUCUGUUAAUUUGCUGUAGAAAAGUAUAAUCAUAUAUCAAUGGCAUUAUGCCAGCAUCACUAUGCAAACUAGUAUUUUAUAGGCUACACAUAUAACUACUUGAUAAUGAUGUCUGAUUGUGUCAAUUUACCCAUACUAAUAUUACGAUAUGUCUCAUCAGAAAUGAGCGUAUAUCAUGUACAUGUAUAUCAAGGAAUCAAUAAUACUAUACUUGCAACACACAUACAAACGCUUUAAAGCCAGCUGUAACAUAUUUUGAAAUAUCAUACACAGAUUUUAAAGUUGGGUAUGAUAUCAUUAUUGAUGCAAAAUUAUAUAUUCACAUUAGUCAUGUUAGAUAAGUGUACUUUCAUAUCUUGACACUGUCAUGAUGAAGUUUGUUUUGGGUCAAAAGUAUGGGCAAGUACUAAAAUUUGGGUAAAAUAUUGUGAUAAUGAGGUUGUUGUCAUUAUACUACUACAAAUUAAUUGGUACUUAAUUUCAUUAGAUUACAAGUCAGUAAAUAUAUAGUACACGAAAUUAUACAUUAAAGGAAUGUAUACUAACAUAAAGUUUAAUGUAAUGCUUGCUUUCAAUAUUAUUCAAUCACUAAUAGAAGUAUAUAUUUUGUUUUAAAAUCGAAGAAAGAAUUGGUGUCAGAGCACCCUGGGGUGUGUGUAACGUUUGAACUCGGGAGGAAGAUCAAGGACCUGUUGCAUUAUUAAGUUACGAUUACGGUAACUUUGCCAUCCAAUGGUGACUUCCAUGAAAUCCUUGAUACUGAUUGGCUGUUGAGAAUUGCUACCAUGGUGGUCAUCAUUGGAUUGCAAAGUCACUAUAUUGCACUUAUAUCUAACGGGGCUUAGUGCUCUUAAUAUCUGAUAUUUAAUGCUGUUUAGACAACACAUCCUCAUAAAAGUAUUGAUAAACGUGGUAAAAUACCGUUAGGCGUUCCUAAGGUUUGGAAAAUUUUGGCAAAUGUUAUGUAAAAUAUGAAUUAUUGAAGAAUGAAGAAAACAAGGAAUUUAUUACUAAACGCUGGGUGGGUAUGUGCCUUGAGUUAUUAUCGGAUUGAUUAUUAGCUCAACUGUAGGCAGUAUUUUCGUUGGCCCAAAUUCUAAAGCUUUCUUUCACCGGGAGUUUCGAGAAAUAAAAAGUCAAACAAAAAUACUGCAACACCUACCCAGGUAAUUAUGAUUUCAUCUAUACCAGUACUUUUGUUCAUGCAUGUACGCUGAGGAAUAUACACUGCUAAAACUCUGGUGUUGAUUUGACACCAGCCCGGAAUCUACAUAUAUCCACACCAGAGAAGUGUUAAACAACACCAGUUUCGUUUUGGUCUAACACCAGAUAGGUGUUUAUACAACACCAAUUAGUAUCAAAACAGCAGUGUUGUUUCAAUAUUUAUCUGUUGUGGACAUAUAUAGAUUCCGGGCUGGUGUUAAAUCAACACCGGAGCUUUUGCAGUGUGCCUAUACCCUUAACGAGCUAGACUAAACUUUACUCAGUUUUUUUUUUUUUUAAAGGGACUGGGAGUAAAGGUUAUCAGGUAUACUUCGUUCUACGGGAAAUAAUGAACACAUCAUUGUAAAUUAUUUGAAAUUUUGUUUAAUUUUACCCUAAAACGUUUAUGUUCCAUAAUUUAUUUAUCUAAUAUUUUGGUAAACUAUGGUCUAUAAAACGGCAUCUUUGGGUUAACAUAUCUGAGAGUGUAUCAUGGUAAUUUUGACCCUGAUAGAAUGGCUUAUGUAGCAUGUGAUCCAUCUCAUUCGUGUUCUUGUACAUGCAGAAAGAUUUGUGAAUUGUUAAUGUGUGACAAACUUGUUCCAGUUUUCGCCUAAUGUAUCUUCUUUAUUGGGGAUAUGCGUACUAAACAAAGAAAAUUAUUUUAUAAAGACAAUACCUCCGUCUCGAUUCCACCUCCGCACUGAUUUAUUUUCUUGACAGUGUAACGAACAGACUGAUAUAAUAAAAUGAUGUUGACAUUCUGUAGGCUUACUAGACCAUUGCCUCAUCCCACAUUCCCGAUCCGUCUUGUGAUGUUAUUAAGGUGCUUGUCUCGGGCAUCCUUCAAGAGGCAAAGGCGCCGUAGAACACUAAUCAAUACCAAUGCCCUUUCCACCAUUGAUAGUUCAAAGUUCAUCAAAUCUACCAUUGCUUUUGAUCAUAGCCAUACACACUUUGUUCGUGUUAAAGAUGCCUGGCUCCGUAUCAGACCUCGAGAAAUCAAAAGUAGAUAAUUUUACCAGAUUUGCUUGGAUUACGAAGUUAUCUUUGAGGUAGAGAGGGAGGGGGGAGAUUCAAAUUUAGUUCCAUUAAAGUCAGGUGUGCGCCUUAAAUUUGAAUGUUUUCUUUCUUUAGACAACAGUUUACCAACUAUUCGUUGUCCAGGGUAAAUAUGACAUCAUAAUGCAAUAUGAUUUUCUGCGUUCGAAUUUAUCUGUAAAAUACAUGUCUUGCCUUAUAAGAGACAAUAUUGUUCUAGUUUCACCAGAUACGUUGUAACUUUUUACUCAAACUUGUUUAAAGUAUACACCACUUUAACAUAGUGGAUUCAAUCAUUUACACCAAUAACAGUUUUUCUAUUUGAUCCAUUAUUUGAAAUUGGUAAAAUUAACAAUUACCUGUGAGAUCUUUAUGUUCCGUAUGUCAGUUGGUAUUAUAUUUUAAUUGCAGAAUGAGUGUUAAAGUUGACAAUGAAAAAAAAUUGGGUGCAUGAUUCGGUACCAAACGAAAACAACAGAUAAAUGAUAUCUCAAAAUAAAGACAAAAUAAGAAGGCCAAGAUCAAAUAUUGGUAUCUGCAUUUUUGAGAAUAUAUAGCAAGCAAGUUUAUUGAACUUUAAACCGGUCCUAAGUAUGAUAAGUACUUACAAACUUUUCUGCCUUUUUAAGGGAAAAGUCAUUUUAAAUACAGAGCAAUGGUGUUCCUGUUUAUUGGGUAUCUUCAGAUACAGCUAGUUUAUAUUCUGUGUUCAUAUGAUUCAUUUUCCAUUUACAAAUCCGUAUUUCUUUAAUUCACAGUGUGUAUCACUCCACUCCAUACACUUUUGCACAUCUGUCAUUCUGGAUUGUUAAUCUUCUUAUAACAAGAUACAAUUAUCUUUCCGUUGAUGGCUUCCGUAUCCAAUAUGGUCUAAUCAUUUUGGGGGUAUGUCAGUUUUGACAUUAAGUCGACCUAUAUUCCCUCUUUUAAAUCCUUUGUACUUCCUUCGAUUCACAAAGUAAAGUAGAUGUUUAUAUAUCCAUUUCAAUAUUAUUGUAAACAUGGAAUGUGGUGGAUUUUCAAUUGUAAGAUGUCAUCAUGACAAACACGACUCCUAAUCAAACAUUCUCUAUUUUUUUACAUCUCCUUCUAUAUUGUAGGGUUAAACAAGAUCACAACUGUUAAAGUGCUCAGUGAUUGUCUCUAUUUUGGAUAAUGUAAAAUUACUGCAAUAUCUAGCAAUGGUACCACCAGAUUUACUUGAAAUCGUCGAUCAAAGGGAUUGAAUGAUUAUUGUGAAUGCGAUGGAGGUCGUAUUAAAUUAGUAGAUAUAUCGGAAUGACAGUAUCUUUCCGACUUAAACACGGACGUUUAUAUACGAAUCCCGGAUACUCAUGUAUUUCGCAUCUUAUUGACAGCACCGUGAUGUCGCAGUAAUACCACAAAUUAUAUGCCAUUCAAGACAACACAUUACAUUUUGUCGUCUGGAGUCGGCUUCGCUGGCUUGGCUGCGAUGUUAAAUCGACUCAAAGCAUCGCAUUUCGUUCUUUCAAACGUAUAGAUUUUACCAAACCCUAAAAACGCGUGAUAGCAAUAUUGAGAUGAAGACAGACAUAACUGGGUGGGGUUCGUCACCUAUGGCAUGGGUAUUCGCUCAUGUAUCACACAGUAAAACCGUGCAUAGAAUGUGUUUUACAUUAAUACAAGCACCGCGUACAUGCUGAUUCAUCUUACAGAGAAGCAUACAUCGAGUAUGUUGAAGAGUAGAAAUCAUAGUCCCUCGUUUCCUCUAUGGACCCCGGGCUGUGAAUUCUCGACACAGUACUGCACAUAAUAUCAGACUGCUAGUAAGAACAUUGUUGCUCACGGUAUAUAUCAUCGUUCAUAUUCACUCCCGAUGUAUAUCACUCAGUUUCUAUCCCGUUGCAUGCACGGUGCCCCCAGGGGUUAGAAAAUAGAAGCGCUGUGUAGUAUAGGGUAUGUUAUAAAAAGGAAAAAAAUAUCUGAGGACAUAACGAUUUUUUUUUACACGAUCACAUUCAGUGGCAUAAUGAGACGGGGGGGGGGGGGGAUGCGGCCAGACAUGGCGGGCGGGGCAGAUUUGUUUAACCUUUUAACCCACAAAUCUAAUAUUUGAUAGAAUUUUCUUUCUCCAUUUUUUUUUUGGUUGUGAAGCUCUUGGUGGCCCAUGGCCCCCAGGUUUCCCCAUCUGUACAACAAUGAUCACAUUAUUCACCGUUGAUCACAGAAUGACCGUGAACAAAAACAAUGUUCUCACAAGCAAUGUUAGGACAAAAGGUUUGAUUUGAUACCAUUCUGAUAUCCGAUUAAUAGCCAUAUUCUCAUGGUUCUCUGAAGCAUCCCCUCAGGAUUUGCCCGGGGUGCUGCAUGUGUAUUUCACCCUCUGGAAAUCAGGUAGGUAUGCUUAAAAGAAGAACUUGAAUCAAAAUCAUCUUCAUUUAUUAGUGAAAACACUUUUGCGGGGCUUGUCAAAUUUAUCCUGACUAAAAUCACCUUCAUUUUUUAGCGAAAACCUUUUUUUGCCAAACCUUUAUUCAAAACCAGCACCCCUGCUAAGAAUCGUUUCCGAUCAAUUCUGAAUGGGUUUCCUUAAGUUUCAAUGAUAAAGCCAUUCCUAUAACCAACUUAUUAAUUUAUCUAAGUCACACAUUUAGGGGAAAACCUUGUAAGUGUAUUACCAUGUGAAUUUUUCUUUUAAAUGCUAAUGAAUCUUCCUGAAAAUAAAUCUACCACGUGAUAAAAUGCAUCUAAUCAUAGUUUUGUCGAGGAAGAUCUAUAUUCCUAUAGGUCACAGCCAUUGAUAACAAUGGACAUAUUAACUUCAUAUAAGUCACUUUGUCGAAGAAGGGAUGAAAUUCCCGAGAAACCAUGACGUUUAAUCUAGUAGACCCAAUCUAUGGAGUUUUGUUUAUGCAGCCUGUAUAGCUUCCUACUCGCCGAGCGAUAAAAGAUGCAGUCUUCAUCGCAUCCAACCACACAUUCAAACGUAGCCGAUGUAUUCCUGAAUAUGUCAACAUCAAGUACACAUUCCUUCCUUGUACUAUAUUGCACUGGCUUGGCCGAUUGCUGAACGAAAAGUAGCUGACUUAAAAGGAGUCUGUUGAUUUAUGAAUGUAGGACAAUAAUUGAGGUUGAGCAUGUUGGUGUUACUACUAGUAGUCGAAGAGUGAGAUUGGCAACAGCACUGAGCCGACGUGGCAUUAUACAAUUGUCUAAAUUGCAUCGAACAUGAUAAAAGAUUUAAUAACACGUAUACCUUUUUUAUUCAAUAUUCUUUGAAGGUGUAUAUGGUGAUUUAGGAAUGAUCUUCUAUCAGCCUAUAUAGAUAAACAGUAUAAAUGUAAAAUCAAAGAAUUCGUCGUUGGGUGAUAAAGAUAUAUGAUGAGUUAUUCAAUUUAUUAUCAUAUGUUCAUAAUUAUGGAAUUAAAUGUUUACUACCUUUCUAUGGUGUAUAGAUAUUUUUUUCUGUAGCGCUUGAACUUACCGAGAACAAAAUAUAUCUUAUGAAGAUAUGAACACACAUACCGUACUUGACACAAUAGCUUUAGAUUUAGAUAAUGUCAUACCUUAUAAAUAAAAAUAUCAUAAUUACCUGAUAAGGAACGUCUUGAUUAUUGAAAGUAUUUUGUAACCACAUUGGCAUCAGGUAGAAAGCAUGCCAUGAUCAUUUAGGACAUUGCUGUUUUCAUGAAAUCAAGUUAUAUAGAUAUUCAAUAAUUCGUUAAAUUGAACACUGCAAUAGUUUUGCACUCUGAAGCUCGGAGACAGCCUAUGCCUAGUAGUAAAUAAUCAAAUAGCUACAACUAUUCCUCAAUAAUCCAAUGGCUUUGUCAUACGGUGCUAACCCCCCUUUGGAGAUGGGAAGUGACCUAGAAUGAAAAAAAAAAUGUUUCUGAAAAUAAUAAAUAAAUGUAAAACAUAAAUUGUUCAAUUAAAGUGUUCAGAUAGAGCAGAGUAAGAAAAGUCAAUCCAAUUUCUAUAAUACUAGUAUUGGAGAUUUAAAUGAAAUGUGUAUUUUAUAUAAUUGAAGCAGCAGGUUCCGUGCAGCAAUCUAAAAUGUCUUUGUACCCCUUUAUCUUUCCAAGAUGCCUCGGCGAAUGGUAUCCUAGCGAAGAGGAAAUCGACCUUUUGUCUCUGGCCCUAGACGUAUCUAGCUACCGCUCAGUGCGGCCAGCUGUUAAUUAGGACAGACAUACCCAUGUCCUUUUAGACUUGUGGUUUCCAGGCUUCUUUAAGAUACUGUGGUUCAUUUGCUUCCUGAACAAUUCAAAGUUAAUCAUUACUGGUAGUCUGAAACCUUGUGAGGGUUUGGAAUGGCCCUUCCUUCAUCACUGGAACAGAAAGGACAUGAAAGGAAAAACUACUUUUGACAUGUUUGAUGCCACAAGUCAUUGUUGAUAACUGCACCAAACACAAUCUCAUCAUAAAGAUAAAUAGCAUAAGCAUUAUAAGUUCUAGACUUUAUAUUCUAAGUGUGUCCCGGAUAAGAAAUGCGAAAUAUGGGGACAAUAAUUCAUCUAGCGAUGUUCAUACAAAAUAUAUUAUUGGAGAAUAUCUUUAUGCAUAUCAAUAUCCGAUGUAACCGUACCAUAACGAAUGCGUUAGUGCUUGAGGUUUACUGAGCCUGAUCAAACUUUCAGUGGGUCUCGUGGAGGUGUAGACUAAUUGGCAAUCCAGCCUUAGAAUAGCAAUAGUGACCUUUCGCAGUAUGGGGUGUACGAUAUAUUGAGAGGUAUAUAUCAGAUAACGAGACGCUAUGCAUGCAAGUGAUGUGAUAUAUAUACAUUGUGGGUAUAAUGUGAAUCUUUAGCUCGUGACCAAGAAGAACAUGAUAUAUUCGCUAAUGUCACCCAGCUGAUAAGAAGUCCAGAUCUAAUGAAGACGUAAAUAGUGCUUACACACACGCAUACACAUUAUCUCUUAUAUAUAUAUAUAUAUCUUAUCUUAUAAACACACUAUAUAUCUUAUCUAUAAACACACUUUAUAUCUUAUCUAUAAACGCACUAUAUACGUGUAUACGCACACACUCUCAUAUACACGCACACCCACACCCCAAAGCACACACAUAAUUAUACACAAACAUCCCCCACACUCACGUGGCUUAUCCUUGACUACACAUCACAAACCUUCUCCAUGAUAUCAAUAUACACUCUUAAAAUAGUUGGGCAAAAACUUUUAACCAACCCUUGGCAACAUAAUUUCCACACAACUAUUUGUUAAAAUCUGUCCAAAUUGGGUAAUAAAAACUAAUAAUUGGGUAAUAAAUUUGCUAAAUUGGAUAAUAAUUGCCCAGAAUAUAAUUUUUUUUAUUUAUAUUUUAUUUACCAAAUUCCCCAACACAGUGGACAGUAUAUGUUGCCCAACAUUUUAAGUGUGUACUUACUCUUUUAUCUUGUUGGGCGUAGAAAGUGUAUGCUCUCGUACAUUUUCUUCAAUAUUUAUUUCUAUUCAAGAAUACGUUUUUGUAUAUAUAAAAAAAAAAUCAUGAUUUCAGUGAGUACUGUGGUCUAUCCCCCCCCCCCCCCCCGCCUCCCCCUGACAAUGACACAAUAAUGUUUUUUUUUAAUCAUUAUUUGAGAAAGUUAGACACGUGGAAUGCGACCAAUUGAAUAUUUCGGCUAAACUACCCGUGCUAUUUUGCUUGUUGGAUAUGAUAAUCCUUUUCCGUUUCUCAGUUAAGAUUUUCUGCCAUUCUCUCACCAGGAACUAAGACGAAAAUGUGAUACUUUCUUGGUGUAUCCAAACUUAAGAGUAAGAACAAUCGUAAAAUAGGUAUUUUACCAUAAAGAGAUCGAGUGAAUUACGAAUGCUGUCUAUGGUAUAUUACAAUCUGAUCUAUUUGUGUUUGCUUCUGAUGUCCAUUUUUGCAAUAAAACUACUUUGUGUAACCAUGACUGCAUGUGUACAAGCGGUAACCCUCCUGUUAACUAAUAAGCAAUAAUGUUAUUUCUUUUGCAUGAUGACAUACACUCUUUAAACAAAUUAAUCAAAAUAGCAAACUUGUUGGUUGUUUCCGAUCAAGUUAGACUCAUUCGAAGUUAUGAUAUAUCUUAACCAAAAUUAAUUUACUCUCUAAAUACCGUAGAUUAAAAGUCAUUCUAAUAGAUUGUGGUUAGGGACCAAUCCAAAAUUGGAUCGAAAAUUUCAGUCGAAUAAGAUUGAAUUCUAAAUCUGUUAGAUUGAAAACUUCAAUCCACCUUUGGAUUGGUCCCUGAUCGCAAUGUAUUUCGAUCUGAGGAAUUUAGAAAGUAAUAAUUACAAUUUUAUUCAAUCAGACUCUAGCAAUACUUUUGAUUGGAUAUGUUUACGAACAUAAUACUUUAAUCAUUAGAAAAAUCCUUCAGCGUGUACAUUCAUGCCACACACUGUGACCUGAUUUUGAAUUACUUAUUUUUAUUGAACGACCAUAUAGCUUGUAUUGUAAAACAAUAUUUCUCUUUUUACAAGCAUUAACAAGUGGACAUUUAAUUUGCGGGUAAAUGUGGCAUUUGCACUAUUACAUAAUUAUGAUUAUGUGUUGUAUACUUAUUAUUCUUUUUCCUUCACCAUUAUUUCGCUGAAAAUAUAUGAUAUCGAGUGUAUUCCGUUAAAGGAUCAUAAUAGAGAACACUUUGUUUGAUUAGCCUAAUAUCUAUGCAAAUGCUAUGGCAACAUUAUCAAUAAUGAGUCGCAUGGUGGGGAUUUUUUAAUACCUUUGUAUAUUUUACUAUUACAUUUGAUACAGCUGUUCAACCCAAUCAUUUGCAUAUAGUAAUAGUUUUAUCUUGUUUACAUGGAUUUUUAAUCUCGCUUGUUUAACUUGUGAAUAGCGUAUGUAGUGAUUUAUUUUGUUUCUAUAAAAUGAUUCGCAUUACUUCCUUUAUUAGAGAUGUGGAUUAUGAUCUGCCUGAUUAUACAUAUAUUUGUGUAUUUUUCGCCCCCCUCCAUUUUUUAAAGCGUUUAUCAUAGAAAUAAGGUACGAUCGAUAGACCAACAUAGCGAAACAAUUAAAAAUAAACAGUAUACUUUGACGGUGAAAUAAAAGACCAUCUUGUCAUGGUGUAUAUCUCUCUUUACGAACAAUCAAUUUGGGGUCAGUAUUUCAAAUAAAAAAAAAAUUAGUAGAUUGACAAUGCAAUAUAUAAAAUUUAUAGAAUAUUAUACCAUCGUGUUAUGGUGUAUAAUUAUGAUUAUGUUUGAGGUAAAGGCUUCAUUCUAGUAUACAUUUCUUCCUGCCUACUCAAAUGAUUGUCAGUAUAGUAAAGGAAUCUUGAUCGUUGGGUCAAACCGACGAUUUUUAUGAUGCACUUUGUAUAUCACUUAUAGGCUUGUACCAAUCGAUCCCAAGGUUAUCUAUGCGAUAUUUUCUUGUUCGAUCGAUAAUCUUACAAGAUUUCUUCUUUCAGAGAUAUAACACUUAUUAGAAUGAAAUAGAUGUUCCCUAUUCAUGUGAUAUCAUAUAACGUAAUCUUGUCGUUCUUAUAUUCACGUGUUUAUGAUAGAUAACGAUGAUUGAAUAUAUGAAUAAUCUACACUGUGUAUGUUCUGUUUUAAACACGAUUAACCACCAUUGUGAUCAAAAUAAACGAUGUUA